Molecule: messenger RNA, 288 nt
Organism: Echinococcus granulosus
Lineage: Eukaryota; Metazoa; Platyhelminthes; Cestoda; Cyclophyllidea; Taeniidae
Exons: 1
Coding region: 1-288 (95 amino acids)
Source: RefSeq, a predicted model, not a curated record
AUGGAACUGCAACAUGUGAGUACAAAGAAAAGAAAAGACCAAGUGUUGCAAAAUGCAAUGGAGCUGACAAUUCAAUCUUCCUUGGCAAAUUUCGCUACCAACAAACAUACAGAGACGCUGAAUCGUUCCGCUCGUCCCAUUCCUUAUGCGAAACUUGAAGGACAUUUUAAUGUCAUGAUAUAUGCUCAGGACCCUUCCAUAAUCCGUAAUGGGGAAAAUCAAUGCAGAAUGAUUGGCUCAUCAUUAGCGCACAGGAGGACUGAAAAGCACAAGUGGAGGAACAAUUAG